Molecule: messenger RNA, 3678 nt
Organism: Struthio camelus australis
Lineage: Eukaryota; Metazoa; Chordata; Aves; Struthioniformes; Struthionidae
Gene: AAR2
Product: AAR2 splicing factor
Biological process (GO): spliceosomal tri-snRNP complex assembly
Source: RefSeq, a predicted model, not a curated record
AUGAAGUGGACUCUUUCCCGCAAAGAGAAUGGACAGAUUAAGAAAAUGAAGCAGAUGCCAGUUAUGGUGCAGCUGGACCCCGAGUUGGCCAAGAGGCUCUUCUUUGAAGGCGCCACGGUCGUCAUCCUGAACGUGCCCGAGGGCACCGAGUUCGGCAUUGACUACAACACCUGGGACGUCGGCCCCCGCUUCCGCGGAGUCAAGAUGAUCCCUCCAGGCAUCCAUUUCCUCCACUACAGCUCUGUCAGGGGAGCUAGUAGCCGGGAAACAGGGCCGCGCACAGGUUUCUUCCUAAGCCUGCAGCAGCGAGACUUGCGGGUGCUGCGCUGGAACCCCACCAACGAGGAAGUGGAUCUUACGCCGGCAGUCCAGGAGGAGACUGAAGCCAUGAGAGGAAAUCUGCAGGAGAUGGACAAGUUUCUUGGGCCCUAUCCGUAUGAGACCCUGAAAAAAUGGAUUUCCCUCACCAACUUCAUCAAUGAGUCGAUGAUGAAGAAGCUGCAACCAGAGAGUGGGCAGAUCUGUGCCUUUUCAGAAGUUCUCCCUGUGCUGGCUGGGAAGCACACCAAAGACCGUGCUGAACAGAACUUGCCCCCUUAUGACACAGAAUGCAAGAGCUAUGCUGAAGGUAUGGCACGGCUGCCCAAGAUGAAACUGAAAGCUGGCACUGAGAUCAGAUUCACAGAGCUGCCAAAGCAGAUGUACCCCGAUGGUGCUACUCCUGAGGAGAUAACCAGGCAUAGCAUGGACCUUAGCUAUGCUCUAGAAAAAGUGAUUGAUCAGCAGUACUCCAGCCAACCUCAGGAUUUGCUUGCUGAGUUGCAAUUUGCUUUCAUCUGCUUCCUGAUUGGGAAUGUGUAUGAUGCAUUCGAGCACUGGAAAAGACUCUUAAAUAUCCUGUGUCGAUCUGAAGAUGCCAUAGGGAAGUAUCAAGACCUUUACACCAAUCUCAUUUCUGUGCUGUAUCACCAGCUCAAUGAAAUCCCAGCUGAUUUCUUUGUGGACAUUGUCUCCCAGGACAACUUUUUAACCAGCACCUUACAGGUGUUCUUUUCUUACACAUGCAGUGCUGCCAUUGACAGGACACUAAGGAAUAAAGCUGAAAAAUUCAAGGCUCACCUAACAAAGAAAUUUAAAUGGGACUUUGAGGCAGAGCCUGAUGACUGUGCUCCUGUAGUGGUGGAGCUUCCUGAAGGAGUGCAGGUGGACUAAGCUAAGUGCUCACUUAGGAACAAACAGCUAUUUUAAAUAACUUUUUCUCCACAACCUCCCUAACCUUGCCGACUUCCUAGAGCCUGCUUCUCCAGCUGAUUCCUCUUCCUGAUACGGAAGCAGAUGUGAAAACCACGGAGCCAUUCCACACUUGGUGAGACCAGAAUUAUUGGAGCUGUUCAAAUGUUGCCAUGUGGCAUCAGCGGUUACUUUGGACACCUCAUUUUUUCUAGUUCUUUUGCAGCAACUGCUCAUUUUAUGCUCAGCCAGACUACUAGAUCCCUGGUCUCUUCCAUCUUCCUUGGGUGAGAGGUGACACCCUGUUCUGAGAACAACUGUGUUUUAGACUUGAAGCCUUUGAAAGCUGCUCCCGUUUGAUGCCUCCAGAAUGAGGAGCGUAAGCUCACGUGACUGAUCAUCACAGCUUUCUGCAGCCUGACCCCAAGCUAUGCAGCAUGAAAUUCUGCUCUUCCUAGGCUUGCAUUACAGGAAUAUAAUCAGAAUUUAUGCUGCUUAAUAUGAUUUAUUGCAAUGGCAUGUUGUGGAGGAGGACUCAAAGCCGCAGCAGAACUCCUCCCAUUCUGUACCCCUAAUACUGAGGUAUCUUAUUCCUCCAAUUCUGUUUAAAAGCCUUUUAUAUUCACUGCUGACACUGUUGAGCCUGAUUUAAAAGAAUAUUAACAGUCUGGUAACAAGAAAUACAGUCACUGAACAGUAGCCAUCCAGGUUUCAAAACAGAAAACAGUCAGAGUGAGAUAAAAGGUCAGACUUCCGCAUGAACUGGGCCCUUCUGUCUUGUUAUAAUCGGAAAUCUUAAGUAUUUUCACUGGUGCCAGUUUCUCCUUUCUCCUUAUUCCCUCAGGUAGGCUGUGUGAGAACUUGGUGCUCAUUCAGAGCUUUGGAAACAUUGUAGAAUGACUUUAGUGUAUUAGCAGCAUUCCUGUUGUGUUAUCUCAUAACAAGUACUCUGGAAUGUAUAAGCACUAAGCAUUUUUCCCCCCUGCCCCCUUUCCCUUCCCGGAAGGAGAAUCCCUGCUGUGUAGGGAUUUGGUCCUUCAGCUUGCUUGUUGCUUUCUAGGUUAUUAGACUCCUUCAGGAAUUUGUCUUAUGCAUGUCUAACAAGAUGUGCUGUUUGUUAGUCUUUUAUAGUUCAAAAUAAAUCUCUUGGCCUUUUGUCCAGAAAAUGUCUGUACAAAUUGUUUGUUAUUUAGCUAAAGCUUAUAGCACUAUAGUACUGCCCUGUAGCUCUCAUUAGGAUGUCCAGGGACUCCAGAAGUAACAUAGCAAUGAUAUCCAUGACAUCCAAGGACAGCUCAUAGUAAAAUGGUACAUGGUGUUGCAUGAUGCAGAGUACAGCAUAUUCUGGAAGGAGGUAUGUGAUGAUGUGUUCCCAAAUAGUCAGGUACUUGUUACAGGAAUCAGCUGUUGGAAACCACAGUCAACUGCCUUAUUGCUAUCUUCUUCCCUUCCUCAAGGACUCUGUAUGCUUCAUUAUUCCAGUGUCUUGAUUUGUCUAUUUUAAAUAGACUCGGUAUUGACCACAGGCACUUAGGGGACGUUACUCCGAUUUGACUGGUGCUACUAUUAACAAAGUGUCUUGCACUUAAAUCUUUGCACAAUUUGUUGUCCUAAACACCCUUGAAGUUUUUUAUUUCAUAGCUUCACUAUGUUCUCUUGUCUUUGUGUUCUUCAUUUGUAUAUAUCCAUAGGGGGUGCUAUCUUUGCAGUUGCUGUUUGGACAAAUUGUUUGUAAUCAGUGUUCCCAGCUUUGAUGAAAGAUUCCUUUUUGGCUUAUUGGCUUUUUUGCACCAUUCUGAUGACUAGUUUUGUUGCUUUGGAGCAGAACACCAAUUACUGAUAUAAGUAGUAAAGGUAGCAAGGAGCCUAAGGGCCUUCCUGUCUGGAAGGGAGACAGGAAGAAUAACGCUCUGUAGAAGAGCCUUUCCCUGGCCACAGACCAGGCUGGCUAGCCAAAGUCAGUGUAUUACAGGCUGUUCUGGCAGUGCUCCCACGUGUUUGCUUGAUGGGUUAAUUUGAGUGCGUCUUCAUUAAAUCUCAAAAACAGUAACUGAAUGUUAAUUUCCAAAAUGUAUAACAAUCAGGUUCCCAUGAUGAGCUACACAUCUAGUAACUGAGAGAAGAGAUUGUAAUUGUCCCUCCACUGUAUUUUUUUCUUUUUUUUUUCACUUUCCUUUUUGCAAGGUUAUAAUGGGGAGGGGAAUAAUAUCUCUUAUUAGACGCAUGAAAUAGCUGGCAAAGAAACAGGCCUUUGGGGAUACAGUCCCUUUGUUAGAUGUGAAACAGAAGCAGCAAACUUUCAUCCAAACGUAGAUUGAGAUCAGUUGCUCAGACUUCAACUUAUUGAUGGGAAUCAGUUGGACACUUUGAGAGAAAAAGGAGGUUGGCACAUGUGAGCCAACACAAGGGGUGUGCUAACACAGGGGGAGGUCGUGAAUUUGGGAGGAG